AUGCCCUCUACCCUCUGGACUGUCAUGGACACCUGGCGAGCUGAAGAUGACGAAGAGGAACCGGGCCUUCGAACGGUGGGGUCAGGAAAGUUUGUAGAUCGCUUUGGCAGAGCCUGGCAGCAAGCAGUGUGGGACGAUAAUUUGAGAGCAAUGAAGGAAGAAGACGUGUUUUGGCGACCAAACUUUUUCCCAGCUCAAGUGUUCUUUCGCGUGGAUGCGCCGUCUGCGCCGUCCACCAUCCCGUUUCGGCCGAAGCAAAGCGCUGAUGGGAAAGUUGAUCCUCUCCACUCCCGCAGUCGCUUGGCAGCCUGCCAUCUUCACAUUGGAGACUUUCUGAAAGUAAUCCUCGGAGUCAACAUCCCGCAAGAUGCACUUCUUGCUAUCUGUGCUUUGCUGCCUCUCAGAGAACGUCGAGCUUUCAGCUGUUUGGCCCGCCACUUCCGCUUGGCAACCACGCUCACUUGGAGUGACGACCCUGCUGAGAACGACACGACUCUCUUGACCAUCCUGCGGAAUGAUCAGCCGGAGUUUCUAUCCAGAGCUAUCAAGGAUUCCGGCACCAGCAAAGAUUCCCUCGGAAGGAUCCUCGUGUAUGCGACUGAUGGAGGCAGGGUCUACCGUCGCCACCGAUGCUGCAGACUUCUGGGCGAGAUCGGUGCAGAAGUUCGUUGUGAAGAUGCCGUGAGGGUGACGGGUGGACUGCUCGGCUAUCACGAUGGUGUUUAUUUUCGGAGGCUCGGCACGAGUGAAGCCUGCUAUAUUGGAUUUGAUAGCCGUUUGGCCUUCGAGGAGCCCUCCGAGAACUUGUUUCGCCUGAUAGAGCACGGUUUCAAGAUCAGCCCAGACAGAACCCGGAAGGAGAAAAUCUGGUGCCAUUGGGAUGAUGGAGGCUUCAAUUUGGCCCAUGUUGCAUUCUCGGCCAGCACCGCACCUCCCUCUGACGGAUGGCAUGCAGAAACGGACUCACCAGAGCUGACCCCUAGCAUCCGUAUCCAGCCGGUGGGUCUCGAAGACUUGCUGUAUUCCGGCCCUGCGAGUAGUGGCCCAAUUCUGGAAAGAAGGGAGCUUCGCAUCUCAUGUAGGAGGCCACCUCAGUGGGUCCCCAAAAGUGACCGGCCCGAACAACCUGGAUUCUAA
Messenger RNA from Symbiodinium sp. CCMP2592, 1137 nucleotides. Lineage: Eukaryota; Dinophyceae; Suessiales; Symbiodiniaceae. The record is from the annotation of a GenBank genome assembly.